GGGUCUCUUCUUGUGGCGGCUUCCCCGACCCCGGAUCAUGUCCCUUUAAGCCAGCACCCACCUGAGAUGUCAACCAUGUGUCUCCAGUCCCUUUUGUUCACUCAGCCACAAACACACGAUUUCCUCGCUCCUUGCUUCGUCUUUCGCCCCUCCUCCGAGUCAUGUCCGCCGAGGCCCUUGUUGCUCCAGUCGCCGCUCACCCGGCGCCCCUCGAUGUCAUGAAGGCCAAUCCCCAGCCGGAGCUCACCCCUCCGGAGGCCGAGCUGUCGGUUACUCCCGCUCCUCCGGCCACCGAUGAGCUGUUGAAUCCGCCAGCCCAGGCGGUCGAGCCCUCGCUCGCGGUGGACUCGCUCAUUUCCGACAUGACCGUGGCCCUUCUAUCCCUGGCGGCCAAUCCCUCACUGACCGAUCGCCUGGCCGCCAUCCGGACAGUGGCCCAGUGUAUCGAACGCACUGGCGCCUGGACAGGCCAGGUGGCGGCCCAGCUGUCACACAUGAACAUUUGCCACAGCGUGGCGGCUCCCGUUGACACGACCGGCCUGUCGCCGGCUGAGCGGUCUCUGGCCUCCGAGGACCGGCUCAUCGGCAACUUCAGCCGGGUGCAGGAGCUCGUCACCCAGAAUAGCCGGAGCCUGGCCACCACGGCCGACGCCCUGCUGGGGCAGAUCCACCAUGCCGAGGAGCAGGAAGUCCGCCAGCAUGACAUCCUCUUUGAUACCCUUGUGCAGGACCUCCUCCAGCGCUUCAAUGAGCAUCGCGAAAUGGUCGAGCGCUUUACCCAAUGCGUGGUGUGCCUCGAGCAGCCGAUGGACUUCCAUCCCUUCGAUGAGGGCGGCGAGGCGCGCAGCCGGGAGCUCCUUCGGCGCCUCUUCGAUGGUCGCUAUGAGCUUUUCCUUCAAAUUCAAGAUCCCGCGGCAUUCCGGCGCCCGGGCCUGGUGGCCGAAUUCACCAAGGCCCUGGACGACCUGUUCCCGAAUGAGGAUGACCGGACCUACCUUCACCUGCUGUUGGACCCUGAAAGCUGGCCCGCAUCUGAUACCCCCAUCAUCACAUUAAAUUGCCUGCAUUCGUUGCAUGUUGCCUGCCUGGAGGAGAUGUUGACGGCUUCCAUGAACCCCGGCAGCCGCGUCGAUGCCGGGUGCCUGCGCUGUCCCUCCUGCCGGCGUGGCCUCGGGGUGGAUCUCCUCCGUGAUCCGGCCUCCCUGGCGGCCUUGGCCUCGUCCUGUCUCCGCAACCACAUUCGUCCGAGCAUGCAAAUUCUCAUCAAGUACCUCCAGCACACCGGGGAGCCCCUGCCCGAGCGCUUCAUCGCCGCCGACCAACAGAACACCACUGCCGAAGACACCUGGCCCGAGUUAGCCAACGAGGAGGUCCUCACCGAGGUGGCGGACUAUCUUUCGCGGUACAUCUUCUCGCUCUGCACCCGGUGCAAGCAUCCCUUCUUCCAGGGCGUGCGUGACUGCCAGAUCGCCGGGCCGGCUGGCGAGGAUGAGGCAGGACAGCUAUGCGCCUUCUGUGAUCUGGACAAGCCCCAGUGCGAGCACGAGCAGUCCAACUGGAUCUGGAAGUGCUUUUUCUGCUGCAACGAGGCCCUUUUCCUGUGCUCCGGCAAGUAUUACUGCAAUCCCUGCCACUCGGUCAGCCCACGUCCGGUCAAGCCGUGCACGUGUGGCCGGGUGCACCCGGCCAAUGGGGCCAAUGCCACGGUUGGUUGUGUCGUAUGUCUGGCCGAGAAGGGAUCCUAAUGGGAUAUCGCUCCAUGUGCCCCGCCCCCCCCCCCCCCCCCUC
Messenger RNA from Fonticula alba, 1788 nucleotides. RefSeq lists its product as hypothetical. The record is from RefSeq and is a predicted model, not a curated record. The transcript has 2 exons. The coding region runs from base 162 to 1745 and encodes 527 amino acids. Gene Ontology annotation, cellular component: nucleus. Lineage: Eukaryota; Rotosphaerida; Fonticulaceae.